CCGCCCCCUCCCCACUCACGCGUUGUCGUUGUUGUUACCUUACUGUCAUACUUUUGCCACUUGACAACAUCAACAGUGUAAAGUUUUGUGCACUGUCCGGUCUUGCCAUUCUGAAAGACUAUGUGUGCAGCUGGUGACCAAUUAGAAAAGAAAUUAGGGCAACGAGUAGAGUACCAAGGAUAUUAUGGUACAGUCCGCUUUGUCGGCGAAUUAGCAGAACUUCCAGGUUCUUGGAUUGGAGUUGAAUGGGACGAUUCUGCUCGUGGAAAACAUGAUGGAUCACAUAAUGGAGUAUCAUAUUUCAAAACACGGCAUCCCAUGUCAGGAUCUUUUGUUCGCCCGGCCAAAUUGAACUUUGGGAUCUCAUGUGUUGAGGCCACCUGUCGUCGAUAUGGGAAAGUCGAGGGUCCAAUGGCUGGAGUAGACAAAAGUGUAAUAGCAGACCUGAAAAGGGAAUUUAACAUUCCUUUUAUUGAAAUGGUGGGUUUUGAAAAAGUUAACUCACAGCAAAGCCAAUUCGCUAAUCUCCGAGUUGUUCAUCUAAGAGGUGAACCAGUUAAUGGGGCAGGUGAAAAAAACGAACUUGUUUCAGUUUGCCCAUUAGUCACUGAAUUAAUUAUAUCAAAAACACUACUCUCCAGCUGGGAAACUGUGUGUGAUAUCACUGGACAGCUCAAAAAUCUUGCCUUACUGGAUGUUUCGGACAACAAAAUCCCUGUUCCAAGUGAAGAAAAGCUGGAGGAGUUUGCAGAAGCAUUCAAACCUCUCAGUCAUAUUAUCAUUAAUAAUCUUGAAUAUGAUUGGGAUGAGGUCCUCAUUUGUUCUAAAAUGUGGCUUUCUGUGAUCACAUUGUCUGCUCAAAGUAAUAAAAUACAUAAACUCAGCAGUCCACCCAUUUGUGUCCUCUCAAACCUGACAUCAUUAUACUUGCAAGAUAACCCUAUUAAGUAUUGGGAUAAUGUGAACAAACUUGGUAACCUCCAAAGCUUGCAGUUACUGCACCUCGGAGGAACAGGCCUCACAAAUAUUUUUUUCCCUGGUGAAGUCCAUACAAGCCUUUUUCCUUCUCUUAAAAUUCUUAAUCUACCUAACAAUGAAAUUAAUGAUUGGAACUCUGUGAAUGAACUGAAUAAGCUGAUUUUGUUGGAAAACCUUCUCUUGCAUUUGAAUCCUAUAAUGGAAACACCAAAAUCUUUUGAUACAGUUGUGGCCAGAGUCAAGAGCUUAAAGAAAUUAAAUCUUACAGUCAUAACUCCUCAGGAAAGGAAGGCAUCAGAAUUUGACUAUAUGAAACGUCAUGGACGUGAAUGGUUACUUGCCAUUAAUGACUCAGUCUUGUUACGAGACUUUUAUAGUCAACAUCCUCGUUUUUCAGAACUUAUCGAAAGUCAUGGUACUUUAACAGCAGAUGACUUUCCAAAUAUACCAACUUCUCUAAAGUCGCGUCUCAUCAAUAUUAAAAUCUUUUGCCCCAAUUGCCCUGAUAUUCAAGUAUUCCAAAAGCGAGUACCUAAAAAUAUGACAGUGCAGAAGUUGUCUGGUUUAGUUCAAAAGCUUAUAAAUACUGAGGGAUCAGUGCCUUCUUUACGAGCCAUAAGUGCCAAGGCUCCAGAUGUAGACGUUCUGCUUGAAAAAGACAUGCAAGAUUUAUCUUACUAUUCUAUUGAGGAUGGUGACAGCAUUGCAGUCAGCUGGUGAAAAAGACGGUGGUUUAUUGAUUUUCACUUCAAGUUACAACACAGGCUUCUCAAUUGAGAAGUUUUUUCUUUUAGUAAUUAUUUUGAACUAAUCUAUCAUUUACAUUUAUGAUCCAAAAUUUGAACACUGACAUUUGAGUAAUAUAACUACAUUAUUUAUUAACUUGGAAAAGAUUCAAAUAACAUCUAAGAUUUGAAACUCAAUCACAUCUGUGAUACUUGUAAAUAUUUUUAUACAUUAAAACUAAAAAUAAUUUAUUUAAAUUUGAA
Messenger RNA from Frankliniella occidentalis (western flower thrips), 1967 nucleotides. RefSeq names its product tubulin-specific chaperone E (gene Tbce). The record is from RefSeq and is a predicted model, not a curated record. The transcript is spliced from 12 exons. Bases 121 to 1698 code for a protein of 525 amino acids. Gene Ontology annotation, molecular function: protein binding. Lineage: Eukaryota; Metazoa; Arthropoda; Insecta; Thysanoptera; Thripidae.